Clonostachys solani is the source of this 3663-nucleotide messenger RNA. NCBI's taxonomy places the organism in Eukaryota, Fungi, Ascomycota, Sordariomycetes, Hypocreales, Bionectriaceae. The record is from the annotation of a GenBank genome assembly.
AUGGCUGGUGAGAAGGUCGCCAACGGCAGCGCGGCUGCUCGCACCCCAGCCAAGAGCCUCGGGGCCAAGUCCGCAGCGUCUGUUUCCUCCUCGGCCAAGCAGCAGCGCUCGAUCAAGUCUUUCUUUCAAAAAUCCUCGCCCGCCGCUGCAUCCUCGCCCGCAACCGCUUCCAAGCCUUCACCCGACCCUGCCUCCAAGUCCUCGUGCCUGAAGGAGACUACCAAGAACAACGCUCUCCCCAAGACGAAACCGGCUCCCGCAUUCAAUCCCGCCACCAAGGUAAAGUUGUCCACGCCUGUGCCCAGCAGCGACGCCCUGGAGCCCCCAAGUUCACAGGAGAACAUGGAUGCUGCCUCAGCCGAUCUCCCCUCUCCCACAGCCCUGCCAACAAGGACCAGCCGGACAGCUUCCAAGCCCAUGAAGAAGGAGACCCGCAAAGUCGUUAGUUACGCCGAGUCGUCCGACGAGGAUGAUGAUCCGUUUGCAUUUGAAGCCCCCUCACAGACAAGGCGCCGUGCUAGAAGAUCGGCCGUUAUUGACGAGGAGGACGAAUAUGGCGAGGAUGAGAACGGGGCAGCAGAUCAGGAAGACGAUGACAUUGACGAUUUUAUUGUGUACGAGGAAUCAGAAGAAGAAAGCAAUAAGGCCAGGAAAAGAAAGCGACCUUCUAAGCCCCAGUCAUCACGAAAGAAAUCCACCGUCUCGUCUCCUAUUACCCGUGACGAUGAGGACCACCCGACCCUCGAUGACGACGAUGUCAUGGAUGACGGCUCAGGGUCUACGGCAGUUCAGUGGACAUAUGAUCCCGAGUCGACCGACAAGCAACCAGUCACAAAGCCCGCAGACAGAGGUCCACGGGAUCCCAACGUCAAGGAGAAAGCACACACCAGAGAACCAGAGGAUCGCUACCCCUGGCUUGCUAACAUUCGGGACAAGGAGAAGCGAGCCCGCGGUGAUCCUGAAUAUGAUCCACGAACCAUUUUUAUCCCUCCGAUGGCUUGGAACAAAUUCUCCGCUUUCGAGAAACAGUACUGGGAGAUCAAACAAAAUCUUUGGGACACCAUCGUCUUCUUCAAGAAAGGCAAAUUCUACGAACUGUAUGAAAAUGAUGCCACCAUCGGUCAUCAAGAGUUCGACUUCAAGAUGACCGACAGAGUAAACAUGCGCAUGGUUGGUGUGCCUGAAAGUUCUCUGGACCAUUGGGUCAACCAGUUCAUCGCCAAGCAGUACAAAGUCGCCCGAGUUGACCAAAUGGAGACGAAUCUGGGCAAGGAGAUGCGCGAGAGACAAGACAAGAGCAAGAAGGCAGACAAGAUCAUUACUCGCGAGCUUGCCUGCGUUCUUACGGCUGGUACAUUGGUGGAUGGUGGCAUGUUACAGGAUGACAUGGCAGCCUACUGCGUGGCGAUCAAGGAGUCCAUCGUGGAUGACCUUCCAGCUUUCGGUAUCGCAUUUGCCGAUACCGCCACUGGCCGCUUCCAUCUCUCUGGCUUUGUAGACGAUGUGGACUUGACCAAGUUCGAGACCCUAAUCGCUCAAACUGGCCCUCGGGAGCUCCUCUUAGAAAAGUCGCAGCUCUCUACGAAAGCUUUACGCGUGCUCAAGAACAACACUAGCCCUACUACCAUCUGGACACACCUGAAGCCUGUCACAGAAUUCUGGGAUGCGGACACGUCUCGCCGCGAGAUCAACACUGGGAACUAUUUUGCGACCGAGGAUGGCGCGGACGAGAUCUGGCCCGAGAGUUUACUGAAGUACAAGGACGACGAUCUUGUCAUGUCUGCUCUUGGAGGUCUUGUCUCAUAUCUCAAGUUCCUCAAGCUGGAACGUCCUCUUCUAUCUCAGGGCAGCUUUGAGACAUACAACCCCAUCCAGAAGAACGGCACGCUCAUCCUCGACGGACAAACGCUUGUCAACCUAGAACUUUUCUCUAACUCUGCUAACGGCGGAUCCGAGGGUACAUUAUUCAGCCUCCUGAACCGGUGUGUCACGCCUUUCGGAAAGCGAAUGUUCCGUUCAUGGGUCGCUCAUCCCCUCUGCGAUAUUGGCCGUAUCAACGACCGCUUAGACGCCGUCGCGAUGCUAAAUGAGGAUCCUUCUAUUCGAGAACAGUUCGCGUCUCAGCUAGUCAAAAUGCCAGAUCUGGAGCGACUUAUUUCUCGCAUCCAUGCUGGUGUUUGCAAGGCCGACGUCUUCGUGCGAGUUCUUGAGGGGUUCGAGCAGAUUGAGUACACCAUGAGCCUUCUCGGUUCCUUCAAGGGCCGCAAUGGCCUCGUCGAUCAGCUUGUUUCCAGUAUGCCUCAGCUUGAAGAACCCCUCAGCUACUGGAGCACAGCAUUUGAUCGCCACAAAGCCCGCGAAGAGAAGCUCCUGAUCCCCGAGCGAGGUAUCGAGGAAGACUUUGACGAGAGUGUGGAUCGCCUAGCCGAAAUCAAGACUCAGCUGGAUGAUCUCCUAAAGGAGCAAAAGGCGACUCUGAAGUGUCGAACUAUCAAGUAUACGGACAUUGGCAAGGAGAUUUACCAGAUGGAAACUCCCAAGUCGGUCAAGGUACCUUCAAGUUGGCGCCAGAUGUCCGCAACCAAGGACCUGAAGCGAUGGUACUUCCCUCAGUUGAGCCAGCUGGUGCGAGAACUUCAAGAAGCAGAGGAGACCCACUCCCAGCUCAUCAAAGGUGUCGCUGCUCGUUUCUUUAAGAAGUUUGACGUUGACUACGACACCUGGAUCAAAGCAAUUAAGAUUGUUUCCCAGUUGGACUGUCUGGUCAGCUUAGCAAAGGCAUCCUCCUCUCUCGGCCAGCCCAGCUGCCGUCCUCACUUUGUCGACGAGGAGCGUAGCGUGGUGAAGUUCGAGGAAUUGAGGCAUCCCUGUAUGAUCAACACUGUGGACGACUUCAUCCCUAAUGACAUCAAGCUCGGUGGUGAUGAGGCUAAAAUCAAUUUGCUCACCGGCGCCAACGCGGCCGGAAAGUCGACCGUUUUGCGAAUGUCCUGCAUCGCCGUUAUCAUGGCACAGAUUGGAUGUUACGUACCAGCGGUGUCGGCUCGCUUGACACCGGUAGACCGUAUCAUGUCGAGAUUGGGUGCUAAUGACAACAUCUUCGCCGCCCAGUCUACCUUUUUCGUAGAGCUUUCGGAGACGAAGAAGAUUCUUUCCGAGGCUACACCGCGGUCUUUGGUUAUCCUCGAUGAACUUGGCCGUGGAACCAGCUCGUACGAUGGUGUGGCUGUCGCUCAGGCAGUCCUUCACCAUGUCGCCUCACACAUUGGCUGCAUUGGGUACUUUGCCACCCACUACCACUCACUGGCGACCGAGUUUGAGAAUCACCCUGAGAUUCGGGCACGACGGAUGCAAAUCCAUGUCGACGAAGCAGAGCGCAAGGUUACGUUCCUGUACAAGCUGGAAGACGGAGUGGCAGAGGGCAGCUUCGGAAUGCACUGCGCCGCCAUGUGUGGCAUCUCCAGCAAGGUCAUUGAGCGUGCUGAGGUUGCAGCCCGCGAGUGGGAACACACCAGUCGUCUCAAGGACAGUCUUGAACGCGCGAAGACGGGGUGCUACAUCCCACUCGGUGUCUUGAGCGAUAUCGGUGCACUUCUUGGCGACAAGGGAGAGAUCGGGGACAAGGGGAUGGAGGUCCUGUUGCAGGCCAUCGAGAGCCUAUAA